Chiloscyllium plagiosum (whitespotted bambooshark) is the source of this 2675-nucleotide messenger RNA. It is a transcript of the gene saxo6, whose product is annotated as stabilizer of axonemal microtubules 6. Gene Ontology annotation, molecular function: microtubule binding. Lineage: Eukaryota; Metazoa; Chordata; Chondrichthyes; Orectolobiformes; Hemiscylliidae. Gene Ontology annotation, biological process: negative regulation of centriole replication. The record is from RefSeq and is a predicted model, not a curated record.
AACUGGGGGGGGGGUCAAAAGGCCGGAUUGCCGGGAACAUGCCCUUGCACUUUAAGGGUUUAAGCGAAUACAAACGAAAUUUCAAAUGGAACGACUCUCGGAGAUCAAAUUCUUCUAGUCCCCUUUCUAAGCAAAAAGUACCUUGGGCAGGUUUGCCCUCAGACCAGCUGGGGAAUACAAAGGAGCCAAAUUUUAUCUCUAAGAAACGUGUGCCAUACUACAGACCUCAAGCUUCAAAAUCUUUUCAGUGGGACUGGAGCAGUGAUUCAAAUAGUAGAUCUCAUGAACCAGAACCCAAAAUAUCUGAACUAAUGAAACCACAGUCUUCUGUUUUAAAUGAAAGAGGAACUGAGAAGGCUCAAGAUAACCAAGAAGAAUCCAAAACUCCCAAUGCUCCUCGAGAGCCUAAAGUUGCCAGAUCACGGUCUGCGGACUGUCAUUUGCAUUCAGAAUUAGAACCAUCACUGGCUAGAGACAGGCAAUUGGCUGCAGUUGUUCAGAAAGGAAAAGAAGACAACAUGUCUUCUGGAAAAAAGAGUGGGGAUAAGGCAGUUCAUAAUGGUAUGAGCUAUGCAUUUAAGGAAACAGCACCAUUGAAAACUGUACCACAGAAGAGUUUAAAAAAAAACUCCGAGUACCAGAGACAAUUUGCUUGGAAAAGUCGGAUGGACAAUUCCCCAUUACUGACUGCAGAACAGAUUUUUCACUCCAGAAAUAAGCAUGUGCAUCCAUUUAAAUUCAGUAAGAUGCUCAGUGAAACUGAAUAUUCAAGUCAGUUUAAAGGUAUGCAGCCACCUAAAGGAUUGCGUUUCCGUAAAGACUUUGAAGGAAAAGAAGCUUUAGCAUUUGAGCAAGAAAAUCUGUCUCCAAUAAAGUCAACAGAAUCCACCUCAAAAGACCAGGGUCAGGAGACUAAGGAACAACCACCUCAAGAUAAACAGCUUCUAAAGCAACAGAAUCCACAUAAACCCAUCUGCUCACGCAAAGGGCUUAGAAAAAUUAAAUCUGAAUACAAGACUAAGUUUAGGCCUCCUUGUCAAUAUGACUACAGUAGAGGAGCAUACCGAUCUGAAGGGGGUACUGAAAAUAACCUAAAUUCUUAUUGGUAUGCUGAGGUAAAAGAACUUAGAGAAAAAGCAGAAGCAUAUAAAAGGAGAGCACUGGGCACUCACUUCUCCAGAGAUCAUCUCACCCAAAUUUUGUCAGAACAAAAUAGGUUAUGGGAGGUGUCCUCCUCAUCUGAUACUGAAGAAACAGUUAGUGACAAUGUCGAAACUCUGGACCUUGCAAGAACAACAGAAAUACCAAAUACUUCCAGCACAACAAAACAAGAACUGCAGUCUGAUUCUGUAGCACAAGCAUCACCAGAGAAAGCCAGAGCAAAAUAUAAUGGUAUGGGAGACAAUAGUAUGUCAGAUGUUCCUACCCUUCCAGUUAGCAGGAAAUUGGCAUGGAAUGAUGAGGAAGAGAAGCCAUGUGCACCAGAACAUGGAGGCAACCAAAGCCAAAAUAAUGAAACUGAGAAGGAAAUUGAAAUUGAGAGAAAUGCAGAAGUGGAAACAGUUAUUGAAAGUGAUCCUGUCCCUGUAAAAGUACGAGGUGAUGCAACAGUAAAUUCAGAAUCAAAUGGACAUUCCGAGCUUGAUUCUGAUGCAGGUGGGCGGCUACCUACACCAAAACUUAAGUCAACGGGUGGAACGCUGAGAACACAUCAUGAUCUGACCACACCAGCUGUUGGGGGUGCUGUUUUAGUUUCUCCUUGUAAAGUCAGAUUGCCACCAUCCCAUUGCAGAAGGAGAGAGCCUCCAUUGGGAAAAUCAUAUUCGCCCUAUAAAUAUUUAUCAGAAUCACCAAGCAAAAUACUGAAAAAGACUGAAUCACUCCAGCAGUCCCCUACUGCAGGCGUUAAGACUUCUGAUCCCAUUCCUAUGAGGGAAGAAUACAGAUCUGCAAAUCUCAACAGCCCAUCUCAUGCAAAGUCUGAACCUUCUAUUUUAACAUCGUUGAAAUUUCAUCCCACUGUUAAUGCAAAAUCUGCUUCAGUCACUGUUUUACCAUCUCAGAACUGCCCUCAUCGGAUACAAGGAACUCUUAGACAUCCGGAGUUCCAACAUAAUGGCAAUACCGGAGGACUAAGGGCAAGUCUGCUGAGGAUACCACCAACAGACCCAGUUGCUGCUGAUAAUGAAGAUGAUCGAAUGUCACAGAUUUCUGCACGAUCAGCAGCAUCCAGCUCACUUGCCUCUCAAGUCCUUGAGCGUGCUCAGAAAAGAAGAGAUAAUUUCUGGGUCAAAAAUUCAUGAACUAAACUUUUUUAAAUUGUUUUUUUUCAUGGAAGGACCUGUUAGGUUUUUUUAAGGCUUUAACAUUUUUGAAAUAAAACAUGAGCAAUCAAUCCACUUCAACUUUGAAUAUGAAUAUCUCUUUGGUAUAAAAUAAAUGUUGACUUUUCCCAAUGUUUUUGUUAUUUAAAAUAUAUUUGUUUUUAUAUUGGCCCAUGCUUUUGAGCUGUGAUCUAAGAGUCAAGUUGAUUACCAGUAUAUUGCUUUACGUUACGUUGAUAUUUAAAAUAAGCUAAUUUCUAUGGAGAAUAUUAAAUUACUGUUUGUAAAUCUUGUCUGCAGCAAUUUCAAUGAAUUCUUUUUUAAAAAAAUAAAAAUCAUAAAUGGAAUGUG